AUGCGAGAGAGAAGGCUGGGGCCCAGCUCGAAGUACUACGACAAGAUCCGUACUCUACCCCUCUCGGUUGAUGUGUGCUGGGCAUGGAAGGAGGAUGAGCAGCAGUGGCUUGAGGGGACGGAGCUGGAGCUUGUGAGCCGAAGGAAGUUGGGGAGGAUGAGAAGAGAGUACCAAGAGGCCGUGGAGCCGCUGGGAGAAGGAUGGACUUUUGACACCUAUCUCCAUGCAUGUGCUACUUCCAUCAGCCACGCCAACCCCUGGUUCGGCGUGUCCAUGGUCUCGUUCGUGGACAUGGGAAACCACGACGACGAGCCUGACGUGGAGUUUCGGCAGAAGGGAAAGCAGGUGGUGGGCACGGCCGUCAAGUCCAUCCGGCCAGGAAAGGAGAUCUAUCAGUCUUACGGGGAUCUAGGGGUUGCUGACCUCAUCUACCGGUAG
This is a messenger RNA of Guillardia theta CCMP2712, 438 nucleotides long. RefSeq lists its product as hypothetical. Gene Ontology annotation, cellular component: nucleus. The transcript is spliced from 2 exons. Gene Ontology annotation, biological process: peptidyl-lysine monomethylation. Bases 1 to 438 code for a protein of 145 amino acids. NCBI's taxonomy places the organism in Eukaryota, Cryptophyceae, Pyrenomonadales, Geminigeraceae. The record is from RefSeq and is a predicted model, not a curated record. Gene Ontology annotation, molecular function: protein binding; protein-lysine N-methyltransferase activity.